AGGGAAUGAGCACAAGAAUAAACUCGGAAAGUAGUCCCAAGCCCAAUGUAGAUAUUAGCUGCUCACAAGAGAUGAGGAAAAAAAAUCCAAAGAGAAAGCGCAAUUCUUGUGAAAAUAUAGAGCUAUUAGUGGAAAUAAUGACGCCAGAAGCAGAUCCAUCUCUUCAGCCUCUUCUUGCAAUAUUCUCUGAACAAGAGGUAGAGGUGACACAUCCACUUGAUACUAGUACAGAGUGGAAAGAUACCAAGUUUGAUGAAGUUCCUUCCUCGUCACAUUUGGCUCCAAAAGCUGAUACUGAAGUAGUUGCUAUCAGUAGAGAGGGCAGUCUUUUGCAGAUGGCACAAUCUUCACCUGAAAAAUCUCUUCUUAAGUGUUCUCAGAAAAAGCUUCUCAUUCUUGAUAUUAAUGGGCUGCUUGCUGAUAUUGUUCAGAUGGAAGAUUCUAACUGCAGUAGUUUUAAACCAGACAAAGUUAUAUCAUGGAAAUUUUUAAGAGGCCAUUUUGCGAUGAUUUUAUCCAGUUCUGCUUUGACAGAUUUGAUGUGGGUGUGUGGUCUUCAAGAAUCAAGAAAAAUGUGGACUUGCUGAUAGAUUUUCUUUUGGGGGAUUCCAAACACAAAUUAUGAUUCAUAAAGCAACUCAUCCACUUCAUCCUUCUCAAUUAUAUGGGAUUAUCCUUAAUUGUGUUAAACUUUUAGACAAAGUGAAUAGACUAUUGUGUUAUCAUCUGCACAAGAGUGUAAAAAAAUGUGAUGCAAUUAUAUGAAUCAUUUGGUACCAUGUAGUUUGUAGUAUCUAAUUGACUCUAUGUGGUCUACGUAGUCUGUUUGUAGACCAGCAUGCGACUUUUCAACCACCUAGAGUCU
Rosa chinensis is the source of this 865-nucleotide messenger RNA. RefSeq lists its product as uncharacterized. The coding region runs from base 6 to 587 and encodes 193 amino acids. The transcript is spliced from 3 exons. The record is from RefSeq and is a predicted model, not a curated record. Lineage: Eukaryota; Viridiplantae; Streptophyta; Magnoliopsida; Rosales; Rosaceae.